GAUCGAUUGGUCAUAGCGUCUCCUAGCGUAAAUAUGGCGGCGUUUUAGUAUAUUGUUUUAUAGAGAACAUUGUAAAUAUUUGUAGAUUCUAUGAAACAGCGGUAUAGUGUAAAGAAGAAUUUCAAAAUGAGAAAGUCUCCUCUAAGUACGCCAAGUGGUAGUAAAGAAAAACAGAAUUAUAAUUGGAAAUCAAAUGGCUAUAAAAAUAGGACAGAUUAUAGUUAUCGUAAAAGUGAUAGUUAUCAGUGUACUUCGUCAAAUGGUAGUCAAAGAUAUUCUGGAAAUGAUUUUAUUCCUUUAAAUAAUAGUAUGCCAGUACCAGAAUAUAAAAAGUUCAAUAAUAAUUGGCAUGGUUCUGAAGGCCACAAUCAUCGUAAUUCAGGCAGUGGUGGAUUUAACCAUUACCGGAACAAUUAUCAUUCAACUUCAAAGUUAAAUUUCAAUAAUUCAUACUCUCCUUACAAGCACUCUGUCAAACAACUCUUUUAUGGACAGAAAAAGGGUUUCCAAAAGGAUAAGCAUAGACAGAGUGACAUAUCAUGUUAUAUAGAUAUGAAAUCUUUUUUGGAAGAUCCUUGGGCAGAACUAACAAAGAAGUUAAUGAAAGAUAAAGAAAUAAAUGGGAAUGAAUCACCAAAAAUUGAAUUGUCAUUAUCGUCGCAAUUAGCUUGUGUAGAUACAGAAUCGUAUUUUGAAUCUAAAUCUAUAUCAAGCAUUGAUAAUUCUUGCUUUAGCCCAGAAUCCAAGAGUGAAUCUUCUAUAGAUGCAAAAUUGGGGUUGGAUGAUACAGAUAUUAGUAAUGUAUCAAGAAUAGAGAAUUCAAUAGAUUUAAAACUUGACAAUGUAAGAUUUAGUCAAGAAUCAAAAAAUGAUAGUGUUUGCAAUAAUAGUGGUGAUAGUGUUAAUGAAGGCAUUCACAAUGAAGAUAAUGUUAAUAAUAUUAAUGAUAUUUGUUCAUCAAAGAUGAAUAUUAUUCAAGAUCUCAAAUAACAGUAACAAAGAAUAAAAUGCGCUUAAGAAGAAUAAUAAUUCUUUGGUUUGGUGCAUGAUACAUUUCAUAUUGUAAAUAUGGAUGUAUAAUAUAACAAUUCAAUUAUAUAUAGAUAUUAUCUAAAUCUAUGAAACAUCAGUUUCAGAUUUUUUGAAUAAUAUUCUAGUAUAUAGUUAAAAAAAAAAAGAAAUUAACGUUUUAGUAAUGUGAACUCUUUUUCCGGUUUGAAAAUAGUUCUAUCGCAGAAGCAUAUCUAUAUGCAAAAUACAAUGUAUUGAAAUUAUCUUUUAAAUUAUAUUUUCACAAAAAGGCUGUGAAAAAGAAUGAAUGUAGUUUAUGUGAAAAAAAUUAUACAUGUGCAAUUCUUUAGUGUAUACUAAAAAGGAAGUACAUAUGGGACAUGAGGGAACAUUAAACACCAAUUUCUCAGUAAUAGAUUAAGUCAGGAAGAACAUUUGAAGACAUAGCGAACAAGCUAUAGUAUGAAUUAGACUUAUAAAUUGAUUUUAAAUUUACCAAAUCUAAGCAAUUAGUAAUUAUGUAAAAGAAUGCUUGCAUCCCUGAACAUUUUUGGAUGACGACUAUCAAUCAAUUUGACUUUGUUAAACCACAUAUAUGUCUAUUAGCACUUCUUCUCACAACAGAACAGAAAUGUACAAAGGAUUAAGAAUGUUGUAACAUGCAUGUAGUAAAUGCAAUGCAUUAUACACAAAUGUAGAAUUAAAUAACCAUAAAUCAUGUGCAGACAUAUAUGACAUUGAUCUUAAAUCUUUAGUUAUGUAAAAACAAUGCGUUUAUACAUAUUAUAUUAUUUUUAAUUUAAAUCAUAAUCAGUUGUUUAUUUUUGUUAAAAUUCUUUAAGUAGCAAAUUAACAUACACUUUAAUUGCAUUUUGAAUUAAAGAGAACGUACUAACAUGAAAUAUGAAAACAUUCAUAAAAUUAAAACGAUGAAGUGAUAGGGUAUUAAAUUUGUAGAAUUGUUAUCAUAGAAAAAGAAAAAUACACAAAAAAUUACUUAUUUCCGGACUUUAUACAUUUUUAUAGCAUGUUUUAACGAGCAAUGGAGCAUAGAAGGUGACAAAGGUGUCCUAUAUGUUUGAUUAACAUGCUAACGUAAUGUACAAAUGAUGAUCUGGUACAAAGAUUUACAUAAUUUAAGAAAUUCCUGUUUGUUUCUCCAAAUUGUGAUUUUACAUGAUUGUGCAAAGGAUGUAAUUGAUGUCAAACACAUUAAUUGUAUGAGUAAUCUGUACAAGAGAAAAUUGUACAUAAAUAUACUUAAAUUAUAUAAAUAAUA
Molecule: messenger RNA, 2290 nt
Organism: Bombus pyrosoma
Lineage: Eukaryota; Metazoa; Arthropoda; Insecta; Hymenoptera; Apidae
Product: TBC1 domain family member 5 homolog A-like
Exons: 2
Coding region: 91-990 (299 amino acids)
Source: RefSeq, a predicted model, not a curated record